AUGCUUUUGAUCUACCUUCUAACGACGCUACUUCCACUCCUCUCUUUCGCGCAGUCUAUCAAGAAUCUAGGAAGUUCUGGUGGCAAUGGUCCAUCCGGUGGAAUUGGAGAUGUGAACAAUCCAGUCUUGAAGGCGCAGUCAUUCGUUACUGACGCCUUCAUCCCCCUCAAACAAAACACCACCCGCCAACUCGCGCACGGCAAACCCCCCGUGCUCGAAGAUGGCACAAACACAACGCAGGCGUGUCCUCCACCCCGGACGAUCUUGAUCGACGAUUUGCCCGGCAAGAGGCAGGAAAUGGUAGGCUUCGGCUACUCCUGGACGGACUCCUCCGUCGAAGUCCUGAAUCGCCUCACGCCUGAAUUACAAGACCAAGUUUUGAAAGAGCUGUUCAGCCCCGAGGGGAACAACAUGGGCAUGAUGCGCCACACGAUCGGCUCCUCAGAUAUGAGCGGACGACAGUAUUCCUUCGACGACAACGGCCCGGGGUUCAACGAAGGACAACCGGAUCUCUCCCUCUCAAACUUCGAUCUCGGCGAAGACGGCACAGCGAUGCUCGAGAUGCUCGCCCGAAUGGGCUCGUACAAAUCCGACGUCUUCCGGAUAGGAUCCCCGUGGUCGUAUCCCGGCUGGAUGAAACACAACGGGCUCUUCAUCGCGCCGAACCUGGACGCGGGCACGUCCUACAAUGUGCUGAAUAAUUCCUUCGAUCGGCAGUAUAUCCCGCAGGCGAUUGAGUAUUUCACGAAAUAUCUCGAUGCUUAUGCGAGCCGUGGCGUGCGGGUGAAUGGGUUGACGCUGAUGAAUGAGCCGUUGAAUUAUAAGGGUGGAUAUCCGUGUAUGUACCUCGACAGCGCUGACGGCGCGGAUAUCCUCAAUCACGGUCUUGGAACUGUUUUGAAGGACCGUGAUAUCGCUCUUCUCGCCUAUGACCAUAACACCGACCAGCCCAUGUACCCCUCGCAAAUGCUGCAGCGCGCUGAGGGGUACGUCGAUGCCGCGGCGUGGCAUUGCUAUGCCUAUCUCGCGAAUUACUCCGUGAUGGAUGAUUUCAACUAUGCGUAUCCGGAGACGCCGCAAUUCAUGACCGAAUGCUCGAAUUACCUGCCGCAGACAGCGGCGUUGAAUUGGCAGGUCGUGAAUGCUUUUGUGCCCGCCGUGCAGCAUGGGGCGGCGGGGGCGAGCAUGUGGGUUUUGGCGACGGAUCCGGAUUUUGGGCCUCAUUCGCCGUAUGGUGGUUGUGCUGGUUGUCAAGGGGCUAUCAUCGUCAACUCGUCCACCUCAUACCUCAAGACCAACGACUACUACGUCGUCGGCCAGUUCAGCCGCUUCAUCCGCCGGGGAGCUUUCAAUUACCGUGUGCUCAAAGGUAAUGAAGGCAACCACCUCAAGCCGAAUCAGUUCAACCUCAUCGCCGCUCAGAACCCAGAUAGAUCUUGGGCGAUCGUGUUCGUGAACAACCUGAACCGCACCGAGAAUGUGAGGCUCGAGUUUACGGGAAGUGCCAACGUCUGGGAAGGGGUCGUGCCCAACUCGACGGUCACGACGUGGUUGAUUCCGGCAGAUGAGGUUUUGAGGAAGAACGAGACCGGGCCGUCGACGUCGACGCCGCCGUUUGCAUUGUACAACGCAACGAGCACGGCUGCAGGUCCUACCGGCGCGGGUGGCGGCAAGGGGAACGGGAGCUGUGUGCUUCCGCCUGUCACGUUGUCGACGACCUCUUCGGCGACCAGUUCGACGACGCCGUUGAUUCCAGUGCCGCAUACGAUCAAUGUGAUCGAACAGAAUGUGCUAUGA
Molecule: messenger RNA, 1797 nt
Organism: Zasmidium cellare ATCC 36951
Lineage: Eukaryota; Fungi; Ascomycota; Dothideomycetes; Mycosphaerellales; Mycosphaerellaceae
Product: glycoside hydrolase family 30 protein
Exons: 3
Coding region: 1-1797 (598 amino acids)
Biological process (GO): glucosylceramide catabolic process
Molecular function (GO): glucosylceramidase activity
Source: RefSeq, a predicted model, not a curated record